This is a messenger RNA of Chrysoperla carnea, 2308 nucleotides long. RefSeq names its product leucine-rich repeats and immunoglobulin-like domains protein 1. Gene Ontology annotation, molecular function: protein binding. The transcript is spliced from 4 exons. The record is from RefSeq and is a predicted model, not a curated record. Lineage: Eukaryota; Metazoa; Arthropoda; Insecta; Neuroptera; Chrysopidae. Bases 117 to 2282 code for a protein of 721 amino acids.
AUUUAAUAAUUGUUCUAAGUCACAAACAAAUUACAUUCUUGAGUGAUUUCUGUUCAACUGGUUUUUUUUCUCUUCGAAGUUUAAGUUUUAAAUUGGGAUUAUGUGAAAAGGAAAAAAUGUCACAACUGAAUUUAAUCGCUAUCAUAUUCACCACCGUUCUAUUUCUACAAAUCAACGGUGACAAUGAAAAUAUUCCACCAAAAUGUCAAAUUACAUCCCGUUUUCCAAAAUCUAUAACAUGUGUGAAUGCAACAAUCAACGAUUUUAAGGAAUUACUUGAUAAAACCGAACUAGAUUUUGGCCCAAAUACAAAAGUCACUUUUACCGAUUCAAUAUUUUAUGAAAUCACUGACGAUGAAUUAUUUAGUAACAAAAUGAAAGAUUUAACUUAUAAUUUCCGACAUAAUCAUAUCAAAAUAUUUCAUAUCGAUGCUGUUAAACAUAUCGAUGUUUUCGAAUACAAUAUUCUCGAUUCGGUAACCACAUCGAAAACUAGUUCAUCCAGUUUUAAUUUAUAUCGAAAAUAUUUAUCUGAUUUAAGUUUAACAAAAAAUCGAAUUGGUUCAAUUGACGCAAAAGUUUUUACGAAUGUUUCAAUACACGAAAUCAAUCUCUCAGCGAAUGAAUUAAUCGAUAUUAAAUCGCAAACUUUCUCGAAUAUGCAUAAUGUAUUUAAGAUUAAUUUAGCGCAUAAUAAUUUAACACGUUUACAUGAAUACACGUUCGUGAAUUUCUCGAAAACCAGUAUUUAUACACCUAGUAAAUAUUACGGUUUAUCCACAAUCGAUUUGUCGUACAAUCAAUUGAACCAUCUCGAACCAAACGCUUUUUAUAAUCUCGAAAAUAUUGAACGCGUUGAUUUGCAGUAUAAUAAUUUGACCUCGUUAAAUGGUGCGAUUUUUUCCCAAGUCAAUUUAACCGUCUUGCUAUUAGCGCACAAUCAAAUUAAUUUUAUAUCAAUGCAAUUUUUCGAGAACAUGGAAUCGUUAUAUUUAUUAAAAUUAACGGAUAAUCAAAUAAAAACUCUACCAUCGCGAUUAUUUUCAACGUUACGAAAUUUAAAUGUGUUAACUUUAUCUGGUAAUCCGAUUUCGCGGAUUCAAACCGAUGCUUUUGAUGGUUUACAUAUGCUCAAUACAGAUUUCGCAGGAAACGUAGCUUUAUCGUUUGGGGAAUUAAAUGUUCCAAUAAUUCCAACGGGUGCUUUUAAUGGAUUACGAAUGUUAACACGCUUGGAUUUGUCGAAUUGGAAUAUAACAAAAAUUGAAACGAAAGCGUUCUAUGAAAUGCCACAAUUGAAAACGUUAACUUUACGAAACAAUCAGUUGACAGAAAUUGUUCCAGGAACUUUUUAUGGAUUGGAAAAAAUCGAUGUAAUCGAUUUAUCAUAUAAUCGAUUAACGCGAUUAACCAGAGAAAUGUUUGCCGGUUUAAAUGGUACGAAAUUUUUAACACAACUUGAAAAUGAGAACAAAGAUACAGUUUUAACGCUCAAAGAUUUAUUUAUGGCGACCGAAGAUAUUGAAAAAUUUGGCUUACAGUUAAUAUUAAAACAUAACGCGAUUAAAACGAUUGAAUCCGAUGCUUUUACAUAUUUAGCAAAUUUAAAAACUCUAGACUUAUCAGAAAAUCAAAUUCAAAACAUUCCGAUUGGAACGUUUAAAGGUUUGAAAUUUAUGGUGAAAUUGGAUUUACAUCAAAAUAAUUUAACGGCUUUGGAAAAAGAAGUUCUCUAUCCAAUGGUACGAUUAGCUGAUUUAAAUUUGGCAGAAAAUCAUUUGGAAACAUUCGAUGUGCGUGCGAUUAUGGAACAUUCGAUGAAUGAUGCUUUUAAGACGAUUAAUUUGAAUCAUAAUCAAUGGAAAUGCGAUGAAUUGCGAUUAAUGAUUUUACUUUUAACGGAGAAUAAGGUUGAUUUCAUCUCGUCAUCCCCGGAAUAUUUCGAUUCACAUAAUGUGCAUGGCAUCCGUUGUAUUCCAAGUAAAGACGAUGAUAUCGAAGAGCGUUUAACACAUGGAGGUUACGCUCGACAAAGCGCCAGUGGUUCCGAUGUCUCACCAGAAUUAUUAUUUAUUAAUUAUCAAAAAGAAUUAGUACAAAAUUCUAAAGCCCAAAUUACAGUAUUAAUAUUUUUAUGUUUCUUUUACUUAUUAACGUCACUGUUAUUGAUUGCUUUAUAUAUUUUACGUAAUAAAUCGUAUUUUAAUUCGUUACGUCAUCAAACACAACGGAAUCAAGAGUUUAAUCAAUCAACGGUUGAAUUAUUAAAUGUACCACAAUAAAUUAAUUAAUUAAUUAUUAACUUAAA